CCGAAUGUAUUUAACUUUUCCAACAUUUUAGCAUUUCGCUUGGCGUUGGUACAACUUGAAGUAAAUGAAGUAAAACGCAAAAAUGUAGAGCGGGCAGUUUCCUACAUUUCUAGCGCAAAAGAGCGCAAUGCUGAUAUUAUAGCUCUUCCUGAAUGCUUUAAUUCACCAUAUGGAAUACAGUACUUUCGAAAAUACGCCGAGAGUAUUCCUGAUGGUGAAACGAGCGUUGCUUUAUCGAAUGCAGCUAAAGAAAACAACAUCUAUGUAGUUGGUGGUACGAUGCCUGAAAUAGAGGGCGAUAAAUUGUACAAUACCUGUACUAUUUGGGGUCCCGAUGGAACUUUGAUAGCAAAACACCGAAAGGUACAUCUAUUCGACAUCGACAUUCCUAAUAAGAUUACUUUUCGAGAGAGUGAUUCACUCAGUCCUGGUAACUCCCUAACGACGUUCGAUGUGAAGGGCUGCAAAAUAGGUAUUGGCAUAUGCUAUGAUAUUAGAUUCGAGGAAAUGGCACGCAUUUAUCGGAACAAAGGUUGCCAAAUGCUGAUAUAUCCAGCGGCAUUCAAUAUGACCACUGGACCACUGCACUGGUCAUUACUUCAGCGUUCCAGAGCGAAUGAUAAUCAAUUAUACGUUGCUUGCAUAUCACCGGCUCGUGUUCCUUCAGCAAGUUACGUCGCAUGGGGGCAUACACAGUUGACCAAUCCCUGGGGAGAGAUUCUUUACGAUUUGGAAACUCAAGAGAAUAUGGCAGUCACCGAUAUCGAUCUAAAAGUUGUUGAGGAAGUAAGGGCUCAGAUACCUACAUUUUCUCAGAGACGUACAGAUUUGUACGACACUGUCUGUAAGAAGGAGUAACUCUACACUAAAACAGAAAAUGUUUUUUUAUAAUAUUUCUACUACAAUAUCCUUUUUUUGCGAAUUAUUACUAAUUUCUUAUCAUUUGUACUAAAUGAAUGACUCAAUUAAGAAAACCAAAACGUUAUAAAUAAUAAUCUGUAUAUCUUGUGUAUCAACAUGUAAUUGGAUAUUAUAAUAAUAUAGGAAUGCUAUAAUAAUAUAGGAUAAUAAUAUAGGAGAAUAGAAUAAUAAUAUAUAAUAAUAAUAUGCUUUUAAACACCUUUAA
This is a messenger RNA of Bombus huntii, 1126 nucleotides long. Its product is annotated as omega-amidase NIT2-like. Gene Ontology annotation, molecular function: omega-amidase activity. Gene Ontology annotation, biological process: L-glutamine metabolic process; oxaloacetate metabolic process. The annotation marks the transcript as partial. The record is from RefSeq and is a predicted model, not a curated record. Lineage: Eukaryota; Metazoa; Arthropoda; Insecta; Hymenoptera; Apidae. Gene Ontology annotation, cellular component: mitochondrion. The transcript is spliced from 5 exons.